AUGUCCGCGUCAUAUAUGGCAGACACGGACAUGUUGGGAUAUUGUCCAAUGUCCGCAUCCGCCAUGUGUCCGGAACAUGUGAUUGUCAUCGGACAAUGUCCAUGUGAUAUUCAACGGACACAGACAUAUUGGGGGACAUUGUCCAACUUCCAUCUAAUUCGUCGUAUGACACCGUAUCCACAUCCUCAAAAUCUUCGGCCCACAAAAUUAACAGUAUCUUGUGGAUGGGCCUUCCAUUGGGUUAACAAGCCUGAGGCAAAAGAACUAUUUGACUUUUUAAAUCCUUAUCUUAAACUUCCAGACUGUCAGGCUCUUAGUGGACAAAUUUUGGAGAUAGCUGUUUCUGAAGGAGACAAAGCAAUGCAUGAAGCACUUCGUGAAGAUCCAAUCAGUAUUACUCUAACAUUUGAUGGAUGGACAAAUGUAAAAAAUAAGCAAUUAUUAGGAGUAAUGAUUAUUACUUCAGAAGGAAAAUCAUAUGUAUGGAAAGCGACAGACAUUAGUAUAGAAAGAGAAUCUCACCUUGAAGUCUCGGCGGUUGUGACAGAUAGUGCUAGUCCAUAUGCAGCAUCCAG
This is a messenger RNA of Ambispora gerdemannii, 575 nucleotides long. The record is from the annotation of a GenBank genome assembly. NCBI's taxonomy places the organism in Eukaryota, Fungi, Glomeromycota, Glomeromycetes, Archaeosporales, Ambisporaceae.